Molecule: messenger RNA, 1302 nt
Organism: Lachancea nothofagi CBS 11611
Lineage: Eukaryota; Fungi; Ascomycota; Saccharomycetes; Saccharomycetales; Saccharomycetaceae
Source: the annotation of a GenBank genome assembly
AUGUGUCUCUUGCAAGAGUUAUUAUCGCAUGCUCUACCUGAUACAAUUGAAUUUGAGCUUUUGCAUCUUCAGAGCCCACCAAGAGAAACGCAUCCCAUAGUACUUAAAAGACACCAAACAACUGCAGUCAACAACGUGAUUAAGUCGCAACACUUCUUUGUUUUAUGCAGUAACAAAAAGGUUUUCUACGCUUUGGAGAUUUAUGUCUACGUCACCGUCAAGCUCUCAGAAGUGGUAGAUAAAUUAGUUUUCGUUUCAAAGGCAGAUACCAAUGGCUAUUGCGACCAUAAUGUGUCAAUAAAGGAGUUGACUCGAGUUUUGUUAGAAUAUGUUUUGUCAAUUGAUCCUUUACAUUACCUUUCGAAGGUGUUGAAACUUUCAAAGCCGCAAAGAGAUUAUACCAAGGCCAUUACCCAGCAUACAACCACCAGAAGAGCACUUCGCAUACUGAAGAAUAGAGUAAGUAUUUGUCAGAGGUAUACUCCCCCAACAGAACUUCUAUUCAGCCGUUUUGAUAGAAUCUCACCGCAGUGGUCUUGCAGACUCUGUCUUUUCACAAGAUCGGAACCCCAGUACUUGUUUUCAGAAUCAUCCCAAAAUCCGAAAAAGCAUGUCUUACCAGGAAAUCUGCUCCUCAAGUGGUGGCUAUCGGUUGUUGAUCAAGCAAUCACAGACAAAUUCGACAGCUUUGCGCAUGCACGAAUUCAAAUUCCGGGCGAAGAAACAUCUGUCAUUGAUAAAUAUCUUCGAAAUUGUAAAUCACCAAAUUGGGAGGUGGGAGACAUAUUCAAUGGUGAGCGUGAAGAUUUAGCCAUUUUCAGACUUCCUGUUUUGCCUGAUGAUCCAAAGGGGAGAUUCCUUGAACAGCUGGUUGAUGAAGGAAGGGCGAAAAAAGUUCAUCUCACAGAUUUCUGGACGGAGUUACAAAUCCAACAAGAGUUCAGACUGGGGGCGACUGUCUCGGUUAUUGGCGUGGAUGGAAAUUUGAAACCAUUCACAUCCCAUCCCGCACGGGACAAUGAAAUAAUCUCACCCGGCAGUAAAAAGCUCUUUAACAUGAUCAAAUGCUACAUAACUGGAGAAGAAUACGAUACCGAGGAGGGGGCUUUUGAUGCUUACGCCAACAUAACUGACUUUCUCCGUCUGAGAUUUAAUAGAACACUGACAUGCAUACAGGGAAAGAAGAUUUCAAAACGAGUAGUUUCGAAUUUGCUACCUUCAUCAGGAUUGAAUAAUCAACCACUUCCUUUCGAAGCACAAACACUCAGCACCACGCUAGUGCGCAAGAGGCCUAAGAAGUAA